UCCGAUCUGGUGAAGGCAGUGGUUCCUUCGACUCUCAUCCGCCAUCCCUCUCCUGGAAAUCUCCAGUCUACUCGCCUCGCUCUCCAUGCGAACGAGGAAGGAUCUUCAUGUUGGGUCUACAUUGCUUCCGGUUGUCAUAUCUUCAGAGUCCAGGUGCCCUUGGAGGGGGAUUUGGUCGGCGAAGGCAAAGAAAGCCUUCUUAUUCCUGCUCAUGCACAGGUUAUAGACUCUAUGCUAGUCGACCGUUGCCCGCACCGAUCCGAAAUUCAGAGUAUAGUGCUGACUGAACCUGACGGCACUGGCCACUUGAUGCUAGGAAGUGUGGAUUCCUGUGGCCACCUCAUUGUUUCUAAGCUAGAUAUAGGUGGUAAAGAUGAUGGUAAGCUUACAUACUCGGUAUUGCCUCAAGAUUGUGGAAUUGGAGAAGGUAGUUGGGCAGGACUUUGCUUCAGUCCAAAUCAAUGGUCUAUGGCUGCUGUAGCACGGAGCUUUUGCAAAAGCAUCGAUAUAUAUGAUCAGGAUAUGCAUCUUCGGACUCUGAGGACGCUGUGGUAUCCAUCUUCACUGAACUUCAUAGAGAAUAUGUCUAAUGGGAAUGGAAAUUUUAUAUUAGCCGUCGCUGAAGGUUGUCAGCUGAGUAUAUGGGAUUUGAGGAUGAAAGAAAAUGGUGGUUGCCUCCAACGAAUCUCUGGCUCUCUUGGUGACAUCUUCUAUGCUGUCUGUAGUUCUUCUACCAGCAACAUAGCAGUCGGUGGAGCUGAUCGAACAGUAACUGUAUAUGAUCCUCGCAGAUGGUCAGCAUUAUCACGAUGGGUGCAUUGCUCAAAGUAUGAGAUCACUGGACUUGCAUUUUCAUCAAUAAACUCUGAUUAUAUCUAUGUACAAGGAAUGGAUUAUGAGGUCUUUUGUGGGCAAUGGAAAAUGAGCGAGAAAGUAUUUACAUUUAGAGGAGACUCAAACUGGCUAGGGUUUAAUAAGUGCCCGGGCAGAGACGUCGUAGGUGGCUGGUGCGACUCGGGUAGCAUCUUUGUUGCUGAUGUUGUGGGUUGAAGCUAAAGCAGCAGUAAGCCGGAGAACUUCCCCAAAUGGCUAUACUUUUUCUCCCAUUUUUGAGAUUAUAUGCGUCUCUUUAAGUAGGAGAGAGAAAUAACAAGAAAGAAGGGUGUUUGAUUAGCAUGUCAGGGUGCUAUAUAGCAGUUUAUGAUGAAGCUUCCGGUCAAGUCAUCUGGUUCGUGAGGAAAUCUCUGUUGUAUCCAGUCAGUGUAGGAUUCAACAUUUCCACAUUUUGACUGCUCUAUUCUCAUAAUAUUGAUGGUCGGAACAACCAUCUUAGUUCA
Messenger RNA from Rhodamnia argentea, 1337 nucleotides. RefSeq lists its product as uncharacterized. The transcript has 14 exons. Lineage: Eukaryota; Viridiplantae; Streptophyta; Magnoliopsida; Myrtales; Myrtaceae. Gene Ontology annotation, molecular function: protein binding. The coding region runs from base 232 to 1050 and encodes 272 amino acids. The record is from RefSeq and is a predicted model, not a curated record.